Molecule: messenger RNA, 2359 nt
Organism: Pistacia vera
Lineage: Eukaryota; Viridiplantae; Streptophyta; Magnoliopsida; Sapindales; Anacardiaceae
Product: double-stranded RNA-binding protein 2-like
Exons: 4
Coding region: 454-2238 (594 amino acids)
Molecular function (GO): double-stranded RNA binding
Source: RefSeq, a predicted model, not a curated record
AUAAAUGCGCUUAAAGAUUUAGUGCGGUAGGCGCAAUUAUCAAAACCACCAAAACUUAAUACAACAUUCAAUAGUGGUUGAUGUUAAAAGAAGGGAGUUUCUUUUUUAUCGUUUGUAUUAUUUUGUGUAGUUUAAGAAGAAACAAGUAACUUCAUCAUCCAAGUAUGAAGUAUGUGAAACAUCAGUCAGUUCACAACGGUACACAGUUUUAGCUCAGUAGCUUAUAGCAGUAGAAAGUAGAAACACACUACUCUACACAGAAAACAAAAACAACAGCACAAAAGAUCAAAAUUUAAUCAAUAAAGCCGAGUUUGUCGUUUGGAUCUUCUUGUACUUCAACUUUGUGGUAACUAUGACUUCUAUAUUCCAGUGAUCGACCCUUCACAUGGGUCAAAAAAUUUCAAUGCUUGAGACCCUUUUGAGAUUCCCUUGUGGUCGUCUGUAAUCACAGGGAUGUAUAAGAAUCAGUUGCAAGAAUUAGCUCAGAGAAGCUGUUUCAACUUGCCAUCGUAUUCCUGUAUCCGAGAAGGACCGGACCAUGCCCCUCGCUUCAAAGCUACAGUUAACUUCAAUGGGGAAAUAUUUGAGAGUCCAACUUUCUGCAGUACUCUCAGACAAGCCGAGCAUGCUGCAGCUGAGGUUGCACUUAGUGCGCUUGCAAAGAAAGGCCCCUCUAAAGCCCUGGCUGCAAGAGUAUUGGAUGAAACUGGAGUUUACAAGAAUCUACUUCAAGAAACAGCUCACAGAGCUGGGCUGAAACUGCCGGUUUACACAACUGUUCGAUCUGGACCAGGCCAUUUUCCGGUUUUUUCUAGUAUAGUGGAACUUGCUGGAAUGAGCUUUACGGGAGAACCUGCUAAAACAAAGAAGCAAGCACAGAAAAAUGCAGCAUUGACUGCUUGGUCAGCCUUGAAAAAAUUGUCAAGGUCAGCUUCUUCAUCCUCUUCCUCUCCCUUUUCUUCUUCUCCAUUUUCAGAGACUGGAACAAAUGAUGACCAAGAACAAGUAAUUAUUGCCCGUUAUCUUGCUACUCUAAAACCACCAGAAACGAAAAAUUCACAACAAAGAGAAAGGCGACUUGGGCGGGGUUCAGGUCCCAUUUGGAGGGAUGUAGUCCCAUAUGGUGAUACUAGAUCAUAUUCUCUGCAGCACCAAAAUUGGCGGUGCUCGCAGUUUUCUCCAGAAUUGUCUAUGUACCAUACUUAUCCCCAAGAAAGACCAUCGCAGCAGCAGAACCACCUGUUGGCACUUUCAUCUUUACCAAUUUCUCCCCCUAGACCUCACUUUUUUCCAUUUAUUAGAUCCUUAUUCCAGCCAGAUCAUGGACAAUGUUUCCUGGAGCAGGCACAAGAACCUGUUUCCCUUGUUCCCGAAAUUGGCCCUUUUCUCUAUUUCUCAAACCGUGUGAUGCCUGUUCCUUUUAGGAAUGUUUCCCAAGUCACUAUACAAGAGAUAGAGGAAAACUCUCAAAUAGAAGAGGAAUGGGCUAAGGGCGAUGGAGGUUCCAAUUGUUGGAAAAACAAUUUCCCUUCAAAUGUACCCAGGCUUCCUCCAACUGAAGUUUCAAAUUCUUUGGUUACCCUCACCAGUCAUUCUGAGCAUAAAAUGCAGGUGCUUCAGGAGAGGGAUGAAGAGAAAAGUGGUGGUUCAGCACCCACUGUUAGAAACUCAAUUCAAUUGCAUAGCAACCAAAUUGAACAGUAUAAUUGGAUUCCCCCCGGAUUCAUGGAUGCUAGUUAUAGAACCAGUGCAAUUAGCACAGACAGGAACAAGUUCCGGUUACAAAACUCAGAUGGCUUUGACUAUCUGCGGCCUAAUGUUAGAGCUCCAAACACCCCCAUGACUAGCUCUCCAGCAUCAGUCAAGAAUUUUGUGCCAGCUUCAUUUGCAGCCCCUGUGACGAUCAGAACAGCUGGUGCCAUAUCCACCAGUAGCCUCAGAACUGAGAGUUCAAAUCCUCUUAUGUGUGCUCCACCUCCAGUAAGGAUUGCAGCAUCUGCAUGUUCAUCAAGACCUUGGCCUGAAGGCAUGAAGAACAUGGGAAGAAGGCCUUCAGUUAAUUUUAUGGCACCUGCAGUUCAUGUCCGGUCAGUUGUUCCAGUUUGUUCAGCUCCACCUAUUAAGAAAGCUCCAGAUCCCGGCAUGGAGCAAUCAUUUCCAGGGGCCGAGAAGAGAACUAAAGAACCAAGAGGGGACACAUCAGCUGCAAGUUCAGACUUUAGUAAGCUUCAAAUUUGAGCAGCGGAUAAUCUUUUGAGUCUGUGUGCAUAGUUCUAGUUGUUAAAGGCUGUUAGUGAGAUAAUUUAAUGUUGUCUAUUCCAUAUAUAUAUAUACAUAUACAUAUAUAGUGACUCAGAAU